This is a messenger RNA of Cynara cardunculus var. scolymus (artichoke), 799 nucleotides long. RefSeq names its product casparian strip membrane protein 1-like. The record is from RefSeq and is a predicted model, not a curated record. The transcript has 3 exons. Bases 34 to 663 code for a protein of 209 amino acids. Lineage: Eukaryota; Viridiplantae; Streptophyta; Magnoliopsida; Asterales; Asteraceae.
CCCUUUUACUUAUCUUUAAGCUCAACACCUUCUAUGGAUUCAACCAAAGAAAGUAGCAAAAUCCCGAUCCCGGUGACCGAGUCGAAGGCAUCGAAGACUGCCUCUUCUCCUGUCGUGGUGGCAGUUGCCAAGAAACCCGCCCAACGGCCGUUAGUGGCAAGGUGGAAGAGAGGUCUCGGCAUUUUUGACUUCAUUCUAAGGAUAUGCGCCAUCGUUGCUGCUCUAGCGGCUGCUACCGCGAUGGGCACCACCAAUCAACAGCUCCCGUUUUUCACCCAAUUCUUCCAGUUCAAAGCAGACUACAACGACCUCCCUGCUUUCACGUUUUUCGUGAUUGCGAAUGCCACAGCUGGUGCAUACUUAGUCCUCUCGUUGCCAUUCUCUAUAUUGUGCAUCGUUCGUCCACAUAUGAUAGGAGCUCGGUUGAUGCUCCUCGUUUUUGACACCAUAGCGGUGCCUUUGAUCACUGCUGCUGCAUCCGCGGCUGCAUCCAUAAUCUACUUGGCACACAAUGGCAACUCGAACGCCAAUUGGGCGGCAAUCUGUCAACAAUUCGACGACUUCUGCCAGCGGGUCACCGGAGCCGUGGUGGCUUCCUUCAUUACAGCAGUCAUCUUCAUGGUGUUGGUGGUCGUAUCUGCCGUGGCUCUGCGGAGGAACUAAGGGUGGUUCUGAUCAAGAAUUUAAAGGGUGGUUAUGUAAUUUGAUGUUUAAAUUUAUGAUUCUCUCACGAUAUUGUAAUGCCAAUAGUGUUAUAUUCUCAACGAGUGUUAUAUUGCAAGCAGUUGUAUUUGAUGUA